UUCUGUUCUGUUCUGUCCUGGCCCGGCUCAGAGCUGUGCUGAUGGUGCUGGUUCUGGUUGGGUUCUGCAGCAGCAGCAGGUGCGGCGGUGCUGCUUCCUGUGUCGUGUGGUUUCCUGUCUGUAGGUGGAGGAUGUUCAGGCGGUUGCUGCAGCCGCCGCAGCUGAUUGGUCGAGGCGUCUGUGUGAAGUCGUCACUCGACGCUGCAGAGGAGCCGCUGCGGCACAACGGCUGGUCGGCCCACUCAGCCUCGCCCAGCGCCGCCGGUACCGCCCGGCCGUGACUCAGACCCGCAGAGGCUUCGGACGCCGGAGUCGGGCACCGCCGACGCCACGCGACUCAGUGAGACGGCAGACAUCUUGGAAGAUGGUGGCUCUCUGGCUGCAGUAGCUGAUCUGGAUCUUCGGCGCCAAGUCUCUGGGCUGCAGAUGAACAAUGGACGUCUCCUGGCUGUCUCUGCUCAUGAUGGCCGCCGCCGUCGUUGCCUCCGUCCUGCUGGCCGCCGUCUGCUUGGACUGUGGCAACAAAAGUCCUCUGGCCUCCAUCAGCCAGACGGCGGCAUCAGAGGAAUACGUCCCAAGUUCUGGAUUCAUCGUUGUCCAUCCAUUUGCCGGUCAGGCCCGGUUGGACCAGAACCUGGUCCACUCUCCCCCCACCCUGAAGCCUCACUCGAUCCCUGCUGGUCGCGGUUCUGGCCAGCCACUCCGGCCCUAUACACCGACAGAAACCGAGAGCAACCCGAGUUACGAGAACCCGGCCCCGGAAACGGAUUUUCCCGACAGCGACGCUGAAGGCAACGGAUACAUAGAGGUCCUUCCUGAAACCGAGCCGAGCCGAGCCUCCACUCCCAGUUUAGAUAGUGCCGACUACGUCAACCUUGAAGAUGAAAAUAAAAAACAAGCUUUGGAACCGGAACCAGAGCCAGACCAGGACUCGGACUCAGACUCGGACUCAGAAUCUGAUCACAACUACGAGAACGUGAAGUCAGCAAACGGAUCUCCUGCAGCCUCGACGCCGGACGAAGACGAUGAGAACUACGUGAACGUAUGAUCUGGUUGGCCCAGCAGGAGGACCGGUUCUGACAGCUCUUCAUCCUCAUCUUCAUCAGAACCAGGAUCCUCCAGCCUCCUUUUACACUGCUGUUUCACCUCUUAGCUUGAUUUCUGUAAACUUUGACUAGACCUCUAGACUGACUUGAGCGGCUAAUUUAAGGCUAAAUAAUCUGACUGACGGGGAGCUAAAGAUGAGGGUGAUGGACUGAGGCCCUUCCAGCCUCUGGGACGGUUUGACUGAUGUGAAGCCAAUAAAAGUGUUUCUAUUAAUGAGAAGGGUAGAAAUACUUUUUAAUAUAUUUUAUUCAAAUAAAAGUAGAAAGGGAUUUUUUUGAUUUGGAAGUUUUCUAUUUUCCAACCAUCAAACAAACUUCUUGGUUUGAAUCUGCCAAGAAUAUGAACAGUAAGAACGAAAAAUGCUCCGAUGAGGAGGAGGAGGAAAUAUGAACGUCUCAAGUUUCUGUGGGAAUAUUGGAGCUCCAGAACCGAAACACGAUUUUGAUCAUCCAAGAUUUUCUCCAGCUCUUGGAUGAUCCAGCGGCUUCAGAAACAAAUCGGGUCAAUUAUCCAAUCAACUGGACAAAAUGUCUGUUUAGUGACAUUUUUACCAUGUCACUUGUUUAUGAUUGAUUGAGGCUGAAUGCCCAAAUUAUUGCUGUUAACUUUUGAUUAUGUAACUUUUCAAAUGACACACAUGAAAGGAAACGUCUGACUUACUUGGAUAGGCAAAUGCGAAGGUCGGAGGUCAACCAGUCAUUCUGGAUGAAAUGGAGACAGUCUGGGAACACAGCCCUGUUUAACAUCAUGUUGCUCUAACCGGGAUUAAAUAAUCCAACGAUCCUAAUCUGUUAGAACGAUCUGAUGCAGACUCCUUAAUCUAGAUUGGGUUGUCUCUCCGUGUUUCUGAUUUGACUCUCCAGAUUUUUCAAUAAUCUGAAUUAUUAUUGAUAACCGUUUAUCUAAAGCUUCGUGUUCACCUCCUGAGAAUUUCCUUUAAAUGUGACUUUUAAAUCCAGAAGAUCAAUCUCUGAAACAUUUAAACAAAAAUCCAGAUUAAUCCCGAUUAGCACCAGGGUGAGGAGACUUCCUGUUGUCAGGCAUGGGGUUAAAUAUUUAGUUUAUUGAUUCACUUUCCAAAUGACUGUGGUAUUUUUGCUGGCGUUGGACGCCGUUUCAUUUCACUGACGACUCCUGAGAAUGUUUUUGAUCCAGCGUCUAUUUAAAUGUUUUCUGUCAUCUGAUCUAGAAAUGUUUUUAUCUGAAUUAAAUUGAACAUUUUAGAAAAAC
This is a messenger RNA of Xiphophorus couchianus (Monterrey platyfish), 2337 nucleotides long. RefSeq names its product clumping factor B-like. The coding region runs from base 434 to 1048 and encodes 204 amino acids. Lineage: Eukaryota; Metazoa; Chordata; Actinopteri; Cyprinodontiformes; Poeciliidae. The record is from RefSeq and is a predicted model, not a curated record. The transcript is spliced from 14 exons.